AUGACGGUGGUGUUAGAUAUGGACGAGUGCUUGCUGCACAGCAAGUUCCACGGGCCGGGGGCGGCCUCGGAGGCGUACAGACAGCUCGAGGAGCGACCGGACGCGGUCAACGAGGUCAACAGCUUUUGGGUUGCCCUCGACGAUGGCGACACUGCGCAGGUGAACAAGCGACCUGGCUUGGACCCGUUCCUGGAAGCGUUGGCGAGAGACUAUAACACAAUUGUCUUCACGGCGGCCAUGCCCGACUACGCCGGGCCGGUGUUGGACUACAUCGACCCGAAGGGCACCCUCUUCCAUCGCCGACUCUACCGCAGCAGCUGCAGACAGGUGAAGGGUGCCUUCCUGAAGGACCUCUCGGUGCUCGGGGUGGAGUCGACAGACAUGUCCCGAACCGUGCUGGUGGACAACAACCCGCUCUCCUUCAUCUGCCAGCCUACGAACGGCAUCCUGGUGGCCUCGUUCUACGACGAUCCGAACGACACCGCUCUCGCCAGCGUGAUGCAGCUCAUCCGGCACCUGGACCAGGCGGGAGACGUGCGCCCCAUCCUCAAGGACAUGUUCCGCCUCGACACUCUCCUCGGCGAGUACCGAACGGCCCUGUUUGACGAUGACGAUGAUGCCGACGUCGACUGCAUCCUGGACGACGAUGACGAGGAAGAGGAGGACUUGUUGGAAGGGUGCUUGGAGGCGGGGCAGCAGGAGAGAGCAGAGGCGGCGGCGGCGCCUGGCGGGGAUGAGAAGGGUCUUCUUUUGGACGUUCUGGUGGCAGAGGAGGAGCAGCAGCAGCAGGAGGAGGGCAGCGCUAACGGCGACGGGCAGCAGCAGCUGCAGGGCGAAGACGUGGAGUGCUUGAAGGACGAUGACGAUGACGAGUCGGUCAAGACGGAGGCGUGUUCGGAGGGGUCGGGGGACUCGUCCCUGGGCGACGAGUCCCUCACCUCCAGGGAGGAGAUGGAGCUCGAGCUCGAGUUCUGAGAUCCGUCGUACUUGUACUAAUCGAAUGAUGGAUCAAUAUAGCACAUUGAUUUUAUUGGAUUAACAACCUUGAUGGAUUGAUAGAUAGACCAGCCUGUCGUCCUUCUUCGCGACCUCCACUAGUGUCGUCGUCGUGUGUGUUCUGCCCUCUUUUUUCUGUCGCACUACCUUUGUUUUGCUUCGUUAGUUGGACGGGGGCGGCGGGUGAUUUCCUUGCUUGCGAGGUGUCUCGGCAGUUGCAAGAGGGCCUCUCGACAACGAGCCCCGAUACUAGUCACGCGAAGCAAAGUAUGGUGAAUUUUUGGCGGGGGGCAAAACAAAUGAUGCGAAGAAAUGGAGGGGGGGGGGGAGAGACACAAGGUAUAUGUGUCGUGGGUUUAUGCCCUCUUCUCCCUUUUUCGCGUUUUCCGAUUUUUCUCGGGUGUUCUUCGGUUUGGGGAGAACUCCGAGAUUAAUUUUUUGAUCCGGUCAUGUUCGUGUGGUGUUUUUAUCAUCUUGCCCAUAUGAUGUGGUGUGGAUUUUGUGCUUCUUCUGGUUCUCGGUGGUGUCGUGAUUUCUUGAUUUUGUUUUCCUCGACGUUGUCUUCUUUUGGGGCUCGGAAAUGAAACGCCGGUGUCGCCCCCUUCGCCGUCCCUCCAUUUGUGUCUUUUCUCUUUCCGGGACAUCUAGUGGUUAGUGGACUUUUGAAGGUUUGUCGGGGUAUAAGCGAACCGAACCGAAACCCACCGCCGUAACCGUGCGCGCGACAGUGUCUGUGCCGCUCACAUGUUGCCUGGGCCGAUCGCUCUUGAUUUUGUGUCUGUCCGUGUUUUUACGCUUGUUGGCUCGGCUUAGGCUCGAUACCCGAGCUUGACCCAUUUUUUUUCGUUCUAGAGGCUCGGUUCUCCCCCACCCUUCAUGCAACCCAUCUGCGUAUCCCCCCCUUGAAAAGGCGUUGCGCUUGGUGUGUAUGUUAGGUUGUCGAUGGUUUGAGGGAAAUGUCGAUCAGAAGUGCCUGGUCUCUGUUAGGCGGUGUACUGGUGGCGUGUGUGCCAAGGGCUGGCUGGCUUUGGACUCUUCUGUAGGUGAUCGAUCUUGAUUUGUGUAAGUGUGUUUUUUUUUUUUUUCGGUGUAUGUCGAGAGACGAGAUUUUUAGAUCUGUUUAUGUCCACAUACAUUUUUUUGGUGUGUUUUUUGUUCUUGCGAAGGGAUUUGGAAAGGCACAACUAGCUCCUUGACAAAUGCGCCAUAAGGGGCGGAAAGGAAACGAUAUCGGAAGGGAGAGCUGGGGGUUUUGCCCCGCCGUCGUCCUUUACAAGAAAAGAAGAGCGGUUGAGGAGGACGGAUGAAAGCUUUGGUGCUGAAGACCCGACGUUCUGUAAAAUGCGAGAUGGUUAGGUGUAUUACCUUUUUCCCCAAGCGGCUGCGCCUGCGUAGUGGUACGCAAGGCCAGCUGGAGGCGAGAGCGCGCGCUAUUGGAUCAGCCGGGACGUCUCGCUUUUUUCGUGUCAUGUGUAGGAGUCCUGGUUUUCUUGUGGCUGAAAGUGGGGCAGGGAGGGGGGUCAGGGAUUUGGGGUGGGGGGGGGUGGGGCUGAAAAAGGGUGUGGAGUGUUUUUGUGCUCGUGUGUCUCCGUUUUUUACGGCUCAGACGCAGGGUGUGCGAGCAUAUGUGACCGGCGUGUGUUUGGAGGCUUCUUUGGAAGCUGUCUUGAAGGUUUUUCCGGACACACGCAGGUUCUGUUUACGAAGAGGAAAGCCGUGGUCGGUUCUUGCCGACGACGUGAAAUUGGCGACCUGUCCCGCAUUCAGAUGGGUCGACGAGGCGUGUUCUGAGUUUGGGGGCUGUUUUGUCAAGAGUUGUAGUACCCUCCGCCUCUGAGGGACGAGGCGUUACCGUCGUCCCUCUUGGAUGGGUAGUUGAUUUCUUGCGCUCACCGCUCAGCGGGUGCUGGCCGUAGAUAGUAGGGUACGCUUUGCUUGUUAGGCUUGAUCUUGUGUGAUGAUAUGGGCUGUUUGCGCGAGAGCGACUGCUCGACCUUUUCCGUGUAAUCUUGUGUUUCUACGAUGAUAUAAUUGCAUGUUUGUUCGUUCGUCUACCGGGCGCGCGAUCUAGUGUCCGCGCGACGACGCUCACAGGACUGAGAAAAACGACGUUCGGAUUUGUCGGAUGUAUUAAUAGGCAGCGUGACUAUCGCAGCAGAGGAGUGGGGUGGAGAACGUUGGGGAAGCGAGCUUAGACAAAGGGGUCAUCGCUGCUUUCGUACGAUAGUCGAUGUUGUGUUCGAUCACAAUUGAGUCCGGUACGUCUGGUGUAUUUUUUUUUUUUUUUUUUGGUGGGGGGAUUAUUCUUGACUUUGACGGGGUGUUGUAGGCGACGGCACACAGUCCGUUCGCUUGCUCUUCGACUUUUUUCCUGUACGGUAAUUGUUUCACUUAACGAAGAAGGACGAAUGAACAAGAGUCGAAGCACCUGGCUGUUUAGCUUGUCCAAUAUUGCCGGGGGCGGUCUGUUGAAGGUUUGAGAAAAGCACACGCACGUACACUCACACGGUCUGUUGACAAUUUAUCGGUUUUUAGCGUCUCACGAAUCUACACUGCGAGUAAGUGCUUUAUUUCCCAAGAAGACGCCAUUGGUAUAACAAUACAUCAUACUCAAUUUCUGCCAUCGCCGAGAUGUCUGCGUAGUAACAACUGUCGCUUUGUUGCAUAGUUCUCUCAGUCUUGAGCUGGACAGCAGUCGAAACGGUCGUGCCCCCAUGGUGAUUUCAUGUACGGCGAGAAGAGGUAUUUGUACGCCGAUGAAUUAAGUUCGUUAGUUGUGUGAUGGGGAGUAUGCGGGGGGGGGGUCGAAGGGCUUGCGAACGCCGUGGAGUUUUAGCCAGAGCUUGGUUCGACUACGGGCGGGAUCAUGAGAAAACGUCUCAACCACCAGAAAAUGCAAAUAGCAUGGGUAUGCAUAGGCCUGUAUUAUACUUAUGAUCAUGAGAAAAAGACGUGUAGCAGUAGAAAUAGUGAAAGGGUGGGGUCGUGAGAGUUGAUGUUGGUGCGAGACUAACGGUGGACCAUGGUGCAGUCCGUAGAUUUCAACAGCUGCAUGUAGUGUUGCCGAAGCAAUAAAUCAGUGCGCGGUGAUCCGUUG
This is a messenger RNA of Ectocarpus siliculosus, 4093 nucleotides long. NCBI's taxonomy places the organism in Eukaryota, Phaeophyceae, Ectocarpales, Ectocarpaceae. The record is from the annotation of a GenBank genome assembly.